CGGACUUUUUUUUUACAGCAGCAGCAGUUUCUUAUAAGAAGUUCUAGAGAAUCAAACGAUCAGGACAAAUAGCAAGAUCGUCUAACAAAAUCCAAAAUGGAGCUUGUAAAGAAACUUGGCAUCGGCGGUGGUGUACUUUUUUUUUUAGGCAUUACCUUCGGUUGGAUGGGUUUUCCUGCUCUUCUCAAAUCGCAAAUUAAAAAGGCAAUAGCUCUAAAAAAGAAUUCCGAAAUGAGAGAAAUGUGGUCGCAGUUUCCAUUACCACUCGAUUUCAAAAUUUAUCUUUUUAAUGUAACGAAUCCAAAGGAGAUUGCACAAGGAGAGAAGCCUAUUGUUAAAGAAGUGGGACCAUUUUUUUACGACGAGUACAAAGAAAAAGUUGAUCUUGUGGAUAGAGAAGAGGAUGACUCGCUCGAGUAUAGUCUUAAAGCUACUUGGUUCUUCAAUCCUUCGAGGAGUAAUGGUUUAACGGGCGAAGAGGAACUCGUGCUUCCGCAUCUUUUAAUUUUGGCAAUGGUGGUAACCACCAUGAGAGAAAAACCUGCUGCUAUUGGAAUUCUCAAUAAAGCGGUUGAUAGCAUCUUUAAAAAACCCGAUUCGGUCUUUGUAAAAGUGAAAGCUAGAGAAAUACUUUUCGAUGGUUUACCCGUGGACUGUUCAGUGAAAGAUUUCGCGGGCUCGGCUGUCUGUAGUAUUUUGAAAUCGGAAGGCAAAGACUUAAUGAACGAUGGAAAUGAUCAUUAUAGAUUUGCUAUAUUUGGUGCAAAAAAUGGAACGGUCAUGCCUGAAAGAUUGCGCGUAUUACGUGGUAUUAAAAAUUAUAAAGAUGUUGGCCGCGUAUUAGAAUUUGAUAACAAACCAGCAUUGACCAUCUGGACCGAAGAUCACUGUAAUGAGUUCAAUGGUACCGAUUCGACCAUUUUUCCACCUCUUAUGACAAAGGAAGACGACAUCGUUUCCUUCUCCCCAGAUAUUUGUCGUAGUUUGGGUGCUCGUUUCUCGCACGAGACUAAAGUUAAAGGUGUCAAUACUUUUCAUUACACUGCGGAUCUUGGAGACAUGAGCACGAAUCCUCGCGAAAAAUGCUUUUGUCCUGCACCAGAUAAUUGUCUAUCGAAGAACUUAUUCGAUUUAACAAAGUGCGUGGGUGCACCAUUAAUUGCAUCUUUACCGCACUUUUACUUAGCCGAUGAAAAAUAUAUUCGGGAAGUGGACGGAUUACAUCCAAAUCAGGAGCUACACGACAUUAGUAUGGAUUUUGAACCAAUGACGGCUACACCCAUAAGUGCUCAUAAGAGAUUACAAUUUAACAUACAAUUGAAACCUGUUGAAAAAUUCAAACUAAUGAAAAACUUUCCUGAAGUUUUGUUUCCAUUAUUUUGGGUUGAAGAAGGUAUCCUCCUCGAUGAUCAAUUUGUGAAAAAAGUUAAAGUCGUUUUUACAGCAAUCUCUGUUGUGGGAUUUUUGAAAUGGAUGAUGGUUCUUGGAGGAAUUGGUUUGGGUGGAACAGCGGCUGGUAUGCAUUUCAAACGUAAGAACUCUGAAAACAAACUGGAUAUAACUAAAGUAACGCCUCAAAGUGAUAGCAGAAAAGAUAGUAGUAAUAACGAGAAGAAAUGGCAGACAAUGAAUAUCAGCACCAUACAAGCGGCAACUGUUCCAGCGAGUUUGGAUCGAUAUUAAUAUUUAUUUUUCUUAUUUUAAUUCAUUUCUUCGUAAUUUAAACAAAUUAACAGACAAAUUUGAUAAUGCGUUGUCAAGAAUUCCUACAAAUCUUGAAUAAUGUUUCAGUCUGUAUGUAAGAUAAAAGGAAGAGUUCGCGAGUGAAUUCUACGGUAUUAGGUAAAUUAAUUUAGUUCGUAUUAUAAUUAGAACGUACUUAUAGUUAUCAGUAUAUAUUUUCCAACGCGUGAGAUUGAACCACGAAUCUUUGCCUUGGAAAACAUAUUUAUGUAUUAAAUUGUACAUAUUUUCUUCUUAUAUAUUUAACAAUUGAAAAUUCUAUUAAAAUAC
Messenger RNA from Polistes dominula (European paper wasp), 2013 nucleotides. Its product is annotated as sensory neuron membrane protein 1. Lineage: Eukaryota; Metazoa; Arthropoda; Insecta; Hymenoptera; Vespidae. Gene Ontology annotation, molecular function: scavenger receptor activity. Gene Ontology annotation, cellular component: membrane; cytoplasm. The record is from RefSeq and is a predicted model, not a curated record.